Messenger RNA from Chroicocephalus ridibundus (black-headed gull), 6452 nucleotides. It is a transcript of the gene MRPL46, whose product is annotated as mitochondrial ribosomal protein L46. Gene Ontology annotation, cellular component: mitochondrial large ribosomal subunit. Gene Ontology annotation, molecular function: structural constituent of ribosome. Bases 29 to 871 code for a protein of 280 amino acids. The transcript is spliced from 4 exons. Lineage: Eukaryota; Metazoa; Chordata; Aves; Charadriiformes; Laridae. The record is from RefSeq and is a predicted model, not a curated record.
CAAGGCACGACGGGAGCGAGGAGGAAAGAUGGCGGCCGGCGGGAGUGCGGUGCAUGCCGGGAGGCGAGGCAGCAUCAUGGCGGCGCCCAGGCAGCCGGUGGCGGCGGCGGCGGCGGCUUGGGGUCGGUGGUUUUGUACCGCUGCCGCGCCUCGGCCAUGGCGGCUUUUCGGGGCCAUGUGCCUGCUGAGGCUCCCCCGCAUCACGCAGCCCCUGGAGAAGGAGGAGGAAGAGAUGGCGGCCCUCAUGGGGCAGAUAGAGCUGGAGAAAAGCCAGUACUCGGAUCAUGAAAUCCGCAAGCUGGAGGAGGAGGAGAAGCUCAGGAGGAGGAAGGAAAGCAUGUACGAUGAUGAUGAAGCACCUGGCAAAACGGUCAUCAUGGCUCAAGACCUGGAGGACAAGUGGGAACAGAAGUUACUGCGAUUCAAACCUGCUCCGCGGAUAACAGAUGCUGAUAAAAACAACAAUCGAACAUCGUUGAACAGGAAGCUGGACAGAAACCUGAUGCUUCUGGUGAAACAGAAAAUCGGUAACCAGGAGCUGUGGCUCCUGCCUCAAGUGGAAUGGCAGCCUGGAGAGACACUGCGAAGCACAGCUGAGCGAGCCAUGGCGACCUUUUUGGGAGAUCACAUUCAAGCCAAAAUCCUGGGGAAUGCGCCAUAUGGGAUUUACAAGUAUAAAUUCCCCAGGGCCAUCAGGACUGAGGAUAACGUAGGAGCCAAAGUAUUCUUCUUCAAAGCCUUCCUCCAAAGUGAUGAUUUGCCCCAGGCAGAGCUGAAGAAAGAUUACCUGUGGGUCACAAAGGAUGAGCUGGGAGAUUACUUGAAGUCAGAAUACCUGAAAAAAGUCAAUCGAUUCCUUCUGGACUUAUAAGCGAUAGGCUGUGCUCCAGCAGAUGGGGAAGACGUGGGAUGCGACUCCAGGGAGGAACACAGCUGCUGCUUUGCAUGGUCUGUGUGUAUGAGAUGUUAACUUGGGCUCUGGAGGAUAAUUUGCCUUUGCCUUAUUUCCCAGUUCUCUUCACCGGGCCUGUACUAAAUAAAUAUUAAAACUUAUACUAGGAAGUGAAGCUCACAUCAGGGAAUUCUUUGCUCUUGUUGAAUCCUCCUCCAACUCUUCUGGAAAUACAUGUUAUGAUCUUUUCCUCUCCCAAGCGUGCAACUCCCUGGGGCUGUGGUAGCCGGGAGGCUCGCUUUCCUCACCAGACUCCUGUCAUAGUCUAGAGCUCAAGUGGCUGCUUCUGAGCAAUGGCUAAUGCUUGUCUCUGGCACCUGCUCUUUAAUAAGAGCAGCAUUGGAGGGUUGUCUGUGUGUCCAGGUGGGAACAGACCCUCCUGGACAUAAGGCUGGCCAAGGUGGGUUUUUGGAGAGCUGGAAACUGGGAUAUUCACAGUUUAUUUACAUUUAAUCUGUGUUGGAGCUGCCUCUGGUGUAGAGUCUGUGAUACACGGUGGCUGUGGAGGGGACAGAUGCAUGAGGAAUAGUCGGCAGCUCUUUCUUUAGAUGAGCGCUGCUUUCCCCACCCACACUGCCCUCCUCUUGAGCCUCAAGCUGUAGCAACGGACACUGAAAGAGGGCAACAUUUGAGCAGCAGCUUUAAGUCUGGGCCGAGAGGCUAAUUUUUGCUGGUGGGGGAAGGCUGCUCCCAGGAGCAGCCUCAAAGGUGGCUCUGGCGAGUGUUCGGCUCCCAUUCCUGGGGUGUUAGGCUAGUGCUGCUAACCCAGCUAAGCCAGGUCUGCCUCAAGUAGCCUGACCCUACUACCCCAAUUUGUUUAUAAGAAGAUCUAUCCUGGGCUUAUAUGGUGCUCUCUCACUUCUCUGGGGCUGAUUCUAUUUCUUGGAGUUUUUUUUUUUUCCAGGUUGUUAACGUUGCUGUUUGGUAGUCAGUGUGUUGUCUGGACCUUUCAGAGAAUCAGCCUUCUUCAGCAUCAGGGAGAGAGGGAGGAAAUAGCUGUCGUUAAUCAUCGGGAGAGAGUUCGGCCUCCAGAGGUGGAACUGGAGAUUGCUAUAUAUAUUUUAUCAAUCCUUUGGGAGCUGUUGAGCUGCAGGCCUCAAAUUAAAGCUAUCCUUAAUCACUCCACAAGCCAUUGGGGUGGGGGCGUAGCACAGCAGCCUUCUGUUUUCUAACGCUGGGCAGUUUGGGAGCUGCAGGUUUGCCAUAAAUUACCAACAAAACAAAACUUGUUUUCCUGAAGCACCCUUGCAGGCCUGGCAAGGAGGCUGUGUCUGCGACAGAGAGCACUUACAAAGAGGAAAUAAAUGUGAAGCAGAAUAUGUGCCUGAAAAACGGCCGAUUUUUUUGGCUUCUGUCUGAGGUCAGCACUGCCGAAGGGGAGGCUAUUGCCUUCUCCAGGACUGAAAGCUCCUGCAGAGAGGACAGGUGGGUCCUUCCCCUCAGGCUGUGUCCCACCAGCGAGGGGGUUUAUAGGUGCACUCAGCUCAGGAUUAGGCUUUUCUCUGUCACCCUGGUUUAGGCCAUUGCUGGCUCUGCAACGCACAGCCCCAGAGCAGAGCUUUGUGGGCACAGGCUUAGGGCGUGCCCUUUGCAAAGGUCUCUGACCUGUUUCCCAAAGGCAGAUUUUAUGUUGCUGGAGGGAAAAUUUCAAAGCAUAUAAAAUGCUGUUUGAUCAGUGCUUGCUUGCUCUCACAACCAGGAGCACAAAAGCAAGAAAAGGCUGUACUGAAAGCUUGCUGAUCUACAAACCCAGGCAGUUCUUAUUCUCUGGUUUGCUCAAGCUACGAGUCUUUGGGCACGGUUUGUGCUGAGAGAGGUGUAGCUCCCUCCAGCACUGUGAAGGUCGGAAUCAACAGCCGCCUCCAUUUUUUUUAUUACUUUUUUUCCUCUUGGGCACAGGCCUCUGUUCUUACAGGUAACAGGUGUGUGAAAAGCUUGGGCUUUUCUGGAAGCAGAAAUUGUUGUUUUCUCAUCACCCAAGCUAAAUUCCUGCUUGCAGUCUGCAUAGGAACAGUGUCUUUUUUUUUUUUUUUUGUCCCCCUGUAGUUGAUUUUAUUUAAAAACCCUCAGACAGUUGCUCUAAAUAAUCCCAGAUCCUGCAUCACGGGAGCUUUUGCUCAGUUCUUCUAUGUGGCCUCCUCUCUGCCCCCAGCCUCAGUGAGAGAGAAGGCUGAAGCGUAUCAUGCAGGCUUCCUAGCAGAGAGGAUGGUUUGUAUCUUCUCAUCUCCUCUCUACUCCCAGAGGUCCCAUGAUAGAUCAGUGAGGCUGUUAUUUUCCUUUGAGAAUUUGGUGGCUGCAGGCUGUUUUUCUACAGAGCAAAUCUAUACCUGUACUCCUUGCAGAGUUGCAGAAGUCGGAUCAGGCAGGCUGGUGGGAUAUAUUUUGCUGGUAACUCCUGAAAGGAUAGCACAAAGCCGUAAAACGUUUUCUGAGAGAGCUUUUCUCUCUCCUGGAGCAGAAAAAAACCUGUUGAGUCGUAGCUGGGAGAGAGCUGCCGCAGCCACGCUGCGCCUCCUGUGAUCCAGCACAAAGAGCAGGGGGAACGUUUCACCUGUGUUGAGCAUGAAACACAAAACUCCCCUUGCAAAUGUGACACAGAACCGCAGGAGCGUUUGCCCGGGUGCUGAGGGGGUCUGGAGCUUGUUUGCAUCCAAAGCCUGGAGGGUAUUUCUCGCCUUGGCAAAGGCCUCCUCACACGAGGUCUCUGUUAAAAUCUGAAGCCGCGGCAAGUACCUGGGAAGGCACCGAGUUUGCUGUGGCUCUUUAGCGCAAGGCGCAGUCAGAUCAAUCGAAGAGCUCUGCUGUGAAGUGUGCACCAGACAGGGGCGUUUUGGAAAGGGCCUGUGACUCCUCGCUUUGAGAGCAGCAACGCGGGGCUCAUCUAAGAAGUCCAAGGUAAGAUCAGUGCUGCAGCUGCUGGGGCCAGCGUCGGAGCGUUGUCUUCCCCUGACUGCGCGCAUCGGGGAGGAAGCUGGAGAGCAGUCGGACUGCGGGGACUUUCUGCUCCUCGAAGCCAUUUUCAGCAUGGGAUGCUUUCAUUCAUGAGGGUGAUACUCAAAAGCCAGAUCCUUCGCCCCUCCAAGGGGGAAGGAGGCUCAUCAAGAUGACCUUUCUCUGGUGUGAUGCAGUCCAGCAGCUAUUGCUAAAAGCUUUCAGGAGCAGAAACAAAUGGAAGGAUCAGUUGCAGUCUAAACCACCAAGCAUCUAAGCCAUUGCUUAUGUCACCAUGUUAGAAGAGAGAAAUGGUUUUCUUUGUGACAAAUUGAUGCUUGCACUUCCCUCCAGCAAACGAGUGAUAACAAGUCCUAAUAAAACCACUUCACAGAUACAGCUUUCCUCUCCUUCCCCUACAAAAUACCUUCCCUAGCUGAUAUCCCUUCUGUCUGCGGGAGUUUUGGGGAUUGGUGCUCUCUAAGCAGAGCCCUGCUCGCGUGUUUUGUGAUACACUGUGAACUCUUCAGAACAGUGUGCUUUCUCGCGUCAUAGGAAGCUGCUGUUUGUUGCUCCUCCUGGCUGGCUCCAAGCAACCAACGGCUUCAACAUUUGGAAGAUAAACACAUGCAGAGCCAGGAGAGGCUGUUGGAGCCAUGGGCUACGCUGCUUCCUGCUCUCUAAAAACCUGUAGGAGGAGAGUUGCUAUUGCUCCCAAAUACAGCCGUGGGCUUGUUAGAGCAGGGAGAGCUGCUCGGGUACAGGGAGCACCCAGUGGUGUCCCUCUCUGCCAGGACAAGGGGUGGGCUGGCUCGGGGACGAUAGGAGUUAGAUUGUCCCGGCUGGGGCAGCCUCUGGGCUCACUCCCUGUCCCAGAGGAUAAGGCAUCUCCAGCGGCAUCAGUCACUUUGCUUUUGUUCUGUUCAAGCUCCCAUGCUUGUGUCGGAAGGGAUCCAUCUCUUUGGAUGGAGGUUUCUCUGGCAGUGCCGGGGGUAUCUGUGAGCGCUGCCCGUCCCUGCUGUGCUCAGCAGCCAGGGGGAGAAGCAGUGUGGGGUCCUCUGCUUGUGGCAGCCCGGAGACCCAGCAGAAAAUGGCGUGGAAAAUCUGGUUGAGAUCACCAGUGAUAGGAGUGGAUGAGGUCUCAUCCUUCUAUUUUGAGGACACCUUUUUCCUCCCUUUUCUUGUGAAAGCAUGCCUAUGUUUUGACACAACCAGCACACUGGAAGGACGCAGAGUGGGGCAGGCAGAAAGCAGCACUUGGGUGAAUAUCUGCUACUUCAGAAGCUCUGCUGAUAAUACCCAAUCCUCAACACCAAGCCCUCAAAAAGCAAAGCCAGGAAUUUGUGAGGCGAGUACAAAAUGUUGACAUCAGGAAGCCCCUCCAGGUAGUUCUAGACACAGCUUUGCUGUCAAGGCUACUUUCCUCCAACAGAUCUUGCGGGGGGGAUAAAAUCCUUUGGCAAGACUUCAUAGGCAAUGCUUGGAGACCCAGGGGCAUUUCUCCAUCGAAAUAUGAAGGGUUAUUCAGCAACAUUAAAACGAAGCUUCUUCAAAACCUAGGCAAGGUAAUAAAGCCUUUAUGCAGCGUCUACAAGGCUUCACCACCACAGCCUACUCCAGAAGCUGGACUGUGUGCUAACAGGAGCUGGCCCUUUACCUGGCUGCCAUGAACAUCCAAUCUCAUAAUCGCCCAGGGCAAAAGUUUUUAGGAAAAGACUUUACAGCUAACAAUUUGCAGCUUAAGCUGAUCUCUACCGGAGAUUAAGGUGAGAGCUGAUGUCGGAGGUGGGUUAUCUUGUGUCUAAGGGCUGCUCUCCCCCUCGAGCAUCUGGGCAGAGGGAAGCUGGGGACAUCGGGGCGUGAGGCACGGGCCAGCGCUGCUGCUGGGGAGGAUGUGGCAAGCGAAUGUGUGUGCGCUGCUGGCCUGCUCCCGCCAUGUGCUGCCUGCCUGCUUUCCGCUCUUUCUCAUCUAUCAAAGUAAUUAUGCCCAUUACAUUUCUCCUUUCAGGUUUUACCCUCCCAAAUGUUAUUCCACAGCAUUAAACCUGUGGGGGGAGUGAAUUAUUGGGGAAAGUAACUAGAUAUAAUCCUGGUUUAAUGGGCACAUAGGGAAAAAGCACACUGGGUUGAGAGGGUGGCUCAGCCAGUGUCCUGCAUCUGCAGGCAAAUAGAAAUUUAUCUUGAUGUGUGUAUAUAUCUAGCUUCGUGAUCUGUGAGCUCUUAAUAAUUGGUUUGGUGACCUGCCGGCAGUGCUCUCUCUCUGUAGAGCUUUCCCCAGUCCCCGGUUAAUAUAAUGGGUCACAAAUCCCAUUUGCUUUUGAAUUCUGAGUAAUCCUUUUGUUAAUGUCGCCUAUUGCUUUUCUGGAAGCAUUGGAGGAAAUCGGAGCCAUGUGCUAAUCAGUAAAUCUGGUUCUGCGAGUUUGUAAGCUGCUGCCCUGCCCUCCUUGCCUUUUCCAAAUAACCAGGGCAGCCCAUUUGUGUCAGACCCAAAGCCCCCCUCCACAAAACAGCAAUUGUUUCCCGAGCUGUGGUACUAGCAAAGGGCACAGGCUGCGAAUGUUGGAUGAGC